CUCUGAACCCGGACAACCCCUUUAACUUGUUGGAGGCUAAUAAGAAGCUCCAGUCAAAAUACACAGUCACAAGCUCCCUUGAACAACAGUCUCUAAGACUCACCAGUCUGUAUGGCUCACUUUCACAGUUUCUUGAGUGACCCCUCUGAGGGCUUCCAGUCUCCAGAACCAAUUUCUCUCCAUAACCACUUCUAUAUGGCAGUAUCUCAGGGUCCACUUCUCCCUGGAAUUCACGCACGCUCUCACUGCCUCCAACACUGCAUGCACCUUAGUGGCUACCAACACACAAUCUCCUAACAGGUCUCUUUAUCGCUCAUGUGCUCACUGCUUACAUGGACCAAAGCUUCAGACUUCCAUGACCUAAGCCUUCUCCUUGGCACGUACUAUCUUCUGACUGAGCUGCACAGACUCCACAGGUCGAUAACCGAAAAUGGAAUCUGGUUAUGAAAUCAUCACCGAAGAAGAAGUGCAAGAAAUUAUACAAGCACUUAAGUCUGCUUUUGAAGAUGCGUCUCUCUAUGAAGCAGCUGAAAGACUCAGUGAGUCCCUUAAGGAAACAGAAAAUGCCCCGUUAAACAUUGCCAUCACAGGAGAAUCGGGAACAGGAAAGUCCACUUUUGUCAACGCUAUCUGUGGGAUGGAAGAUGAAGAAGAAGGCUGUGCCAAAACUGGUGUGGUGGAGACAACGAAGGAGCCCAUGUCAUACCCUCACCCGCAGUAUCCUAACGUGACUGUUUGGGAUCUUCCAGGAAUAGGAACUCCAAAUUUUGUAGCGGACAAUUAUCUUCAGUCUGUUGAGCUUAAUCGAUACGACUUUUUUAUCAUCAUUUCAUCAGAACGCUUCAAGCAAAAUGACAUUCUCCUGGCGACAGCGAUUCAGGCUAUGGACAAGAAAUUCUACUUUGUGAGAUCCAAAAUCGACUCAGAGUUGUAUGCCUGCAAGAAACUAAGAAAGAAGACCUACAAUAAAGAGAGCAUACUUAAUGAAAUCCGAGUUAACUGCAUUGAAAGUCUCAGAGUUAAAGGAAUUACUGAGCCUCAAGUGUUCCUUCUCUCAUGCUUGGAUCUGGACAAGUACGACUUCCUCAAAAUGCAGGAAACCCUAAAAAUGGAUCUUCCAAAACAUAAGAGACACAUAUUCCUGAUCUCUCUACCUAACAUUUCUCUGCCGGUGAUUGAAAAGAAGCAGGAGGCUCUGAGGAAGGACAUCUGGAAGUUUGCUACUCUUUCAUGUGCAGUGGCUACAGUACAGAUCCCAGAGCUGUCUCUAAUUUGUGAUGUAGAAAUCCUGGUGAAAGCCAUGAAAGGCUACCAAAAUGCUUUUGGCUUGAAUAACCAGUCUCUAGAAACUUUAGCCAACAAGUUUGGUAAAGAGGUCAGUGAGUUGAGAUCAGUGAUCAAGUCCCCUGUGGAUGUAAAAGAGAUAAUUAAAGAGCGUGCUACCAUUUUUCUAACCGGAGGAGACGUGGGGGCUCUCAAGAUAGCUGAGUAUAUUGCUAGCACCAUACCAGUGCUUGGUACCAUCCCAGCAUGGCACAUCUCGUUUAGUACCAUUUAUCGGAUGCUCUCUGACUUCCUUAACGAGACUACUGAAGAUGCAUAUCGGGUUCUUAGGAAGGCAUUAGAGUAACCCAUUUAAGUAUCUUUCUGCCAUAGAUUAAAGUAUAGGAACAAGGGACUUCUGGGGACAGAGCCGCAUCUUACCUGUGCUCACUCCUUGUUGCCUCGCCGUUGUGAGAGUAAUGAGGUCAUGGUCAACAUUAUACUCAUAUAAUGCAUAUAACAUGAAUGAUUAUAUCAUGCAUAUAUUCAUAUAGAUGAACCUUAUUUCUAUUAUAUGUAUAUCCUCUGAAGUUUAUCAUUUAUGCCACUGCUUCAUAACAACUUGGCAUUAGAACACAUUCUGAAGACCAUCUGUAAUCGUGCUGUAACAUGAAUAUUUGUGGGGAAAAGGGAGUAUUUCAUUCAAUUUGGAACACAAUGAAGAAGUUUGAGAAAUAUGUAGUGUGAGCAGAUAUAGAAAAAUGUUCUCAGGGAUUCUAGGAAAUGUUUUCUACAUAAUGGAUUCAGAUGGUUGGUAUACAUGUUCAAACUGGAUCCAGUUUCAGGGAACUGAACUUUUUAGAUUCUUGUCCAAAUAAACUAUUACCUAGUUUUAAAACUACAAGAUAUCGCCAAUAUGUUAUCACGUGCAAUUAUGUAAUGCGCCACGUUUAAUUUUUAAGUAUUGUAACCGCCUUGAAACACCCAAUUACUCCCAUUAUCAUAAAGGUAUCAUAAUAAAGAUUUCUGGGGUGGUCUCUCAGAGUAGUGUACUGUAUAUAUACAGUAUACUGUCCUCUUCAGACAAGCCUACAACCAGUGACCCUGCUGCCUCUAUACCGCCAUGAACAGCUUCACCCGCACCUACUGU
Messenger RNA from Bufo gargarizans (Asiatic toad), 2413 nucleotides. RefSeq names its product interferon-inducible GTPase 5-like. Gene Ontology annotation, molecular function: GTP binding; GTPase activity. The coding region runs from base 431 to 1630 and encodes 399 amino acids. Lineage: Eukaryota; Metazoa; Chordata; Amphibia; Anura; Bufonidae. The transcript has 2 exons. Gene Ontology annotation, cellular component: membrane. The record is from RefSeq and is a predicted model, not a curated record.